CUCAGCUGUAAUUCCUUUCACCGUGUCAAUGACAGCCCCGCAUCCUGCAUCACAUCGCGUCUCGCUCUAUCAUUCUGUUCGGUGACCCGCCGCUCUUCGUGACAGCCGGCGACGAUCAUGAAGUUCGGAAAGCAGAUACAAGCGGAGCAGAUUCCUGGCUGGUCGUCCGCUUAUCUGGACUAUAAAUCUCUCAAGAAGAUUAUCUCGUCUCUUGCUGCGAACCGCCCGGUUCCCGAAGCGACAAGGACUGCAAUCGCUUUACGUCCUGGCGAAAUACUCAGUCGCCCCGCGGCAGAUGCAAGCGCUGCGACCCCGAGUAUAUCAGACGAUCCCCUCAUUUUCGCCGCCCUGGGACAAGAUGACGACAGGGGCCCCAAUUUCCAAGCUCAUAAAGCCGCUUUCUUCUUCAAACUCGAACGGGAAUUGGAGAAGAUCAACGCAUUCUACCUACUCAAAGAGGCAGAGCUGAAAUUACGGCUGGAAACGCUGCUUUCCAAGCGACGGGCAGCGGCCGCGCGGGUAUUGCCAGACUCGUUCGACGAUGCGACAAAGAACCAUGUCGAGUGGAGCGCCGUGGAAGAAGGGUUCCGUCUGCUUGAGCGAGAUUUGGGGAAGCUGCAGGUAUACUGAGCUCUCAUCGUCUGCCAGCUGAUCCACACAUGAAAAUCAUGUAGCAAUUCAUCGAGAUCAAUGCGAUUGGAUUCCGCAAGAUUCUGAAGAAAUGGGACAAGCGAUCCAGAUCAACGACCAAGGAACUUUACCUCUCGCGACAAGUGGAGGUGCAGCCAGUAUUUA
Laetiporus sulphureus 93-53 is the source of this 795-nucleotide messenger RNA. RefSeq lists its product as uncharacterized. Bases 118 to 630 code for a protein of 170 amino acids. The record is from RefSeq and is a predicted model, not a curated record. Gene Ontology annotation, biological process: cellular response to phosphate starvation. The transcript is spliced from 3 exons. Lineage: Eukaryota; Fungi; Basidiomycota; Agaricomycetes; Polyporales; Laetiporaceae.